This is a messenger RNA of Rodentolepis nana, 834 nucleotides long. The record is from the annotation of a GenBank genome assembly. Lineage: Eukaryota; Metazoa; Platyhelminthes; Cestoda; Cyclophyllidea; Hymenolepididae.
AUGACACGUCGUGGGUUGUGGCGAAAAUGCACUGUCAUUAAUGCCACUUGUGAAAUGACUAUACCAUUCAUUUCGGAAUCCGAUGGUUGGCAGGGUGCAGCCACGUGUAUCCUCCUUGUCGCAAUUUUCAUUGGUCUCUUAGGCACUGGAUUGGCAAUAUUUGGACAUUCAGGAUCGGACCUAGUUCAACGUCUCUACUACUUUCACUCCAGUGGAGAAAUAUUUUUUCUAGCAGGUUUUAUUACAUUUCUCACCUUCGGCAUCUACCGCAGCUACGCCAAUCUUAAUCUCCUAAGCCCACGACAGACAUCGCCCCAACCGACCACCACUCAAGACCCCCAUCACUCUCUAGUAACUAAUGCCACCUCUUCUCCAAUCUCCUCCACAACUACCACUCUGAGUCCACAACUGCUGUGGCAGGUCUACUACGGCUCUGCGGACAUCGUUGGAUGGUGUGGAGGAAUAUUGUUCAUGGUUGCUGCUGUUGCUCUGCUGGUAAAGGGUGAUGAUGUCUCAGGCGAAUUGGAGGGAGCGAGCAAGAUUGAUGAGUUCCUUCAUGAAUUGACUCGGCUGGGUCAUACGCGAUGGCCAAGUUUGGCUCUAUUCCUGCAUUGGGGUGCCGUGAAGAUGACAUCGAGUAAUCGGCGAAUACGCAACGCUCAUAGACGCUGUCUUCAAAUUUUCCGUCGAAAUCCACCCUCGGCUAGUUCCAUCAAAAUUCCAACGACACCAGCCACCACUUCUAUCCCCGAUUCCUCCCAACCCGUCUCCUACCGUCCGACAACUGGUGCAAGUAUGAAACGACACAAACGGUGGCGUCUACAUCGACAGUGA